AUGGUGCCAAAUCUAGCACUUUCAAAGCUUGAAUUUAUCCGUGAUAUGAUAAAUACUGAUGAACCAUUAACUACAUCCCAGAUGGCCGAGGCUGCUGGCCGCAGCAAGCGCGCAAUCCAGCGAAUCCGCUCUAACUUACGACACUUACGACUCUUCGGUAGGAUUCAGGCACCCCCCAAUAAGCGUAUGGCCACAAGAAGUUUUGACUUCUCCGGCCCUUCCCUUUCUGCGACCGAACAGGCCCGAGCGGUCCAUGGACCACGGUCCAUAGACCAGCUGGGCACAAUGGCCACAGUCUUCAGCGCAAUGGCAUGGGCUUAUGUGCAUCAGUCCCCAGCCCUUUGCCAGUCAUCUUCAGAUUUCGGACUGACGACCUCCGCUGCCUUUAGGCCUGUGGCCACUGGUUGA
Messenger RNA from Coccidioides immitis RS, 408 nucleotides. RefSeq lists its product as uncharacterized. The record is from RefSeq and is a predicted model, not a curated record. The transcript has 2 exons. Lineage: Eukaryota; Fungi; Ascomycota; Eurotiomycetes; Onygenales; Onygenaceae. Bases 1 to 408 code for a protein of 135 amino acids.